This is a messenger RNA of Solanum pennellii, 684 nucleotides long. RefSeq lists its product as uncharacterized. Bases 1 to 684 code for a protein of 227 amino acids. The record is from RefSeq and is a predicted model, not a curated record. The transcript is spliced from 3 exons. NCBI's taxonomy places the organism in Eukaryota, Viridiplantae, Streptophyta, Magnoliopsida, Solanales, Solanaceae.
AUGGAGGUACUUAGAGAACAUCAGUUGUAUGCGAAGUUCAGCAAAUGUGAAUUCUGGUUGAGAUCAUUGACAUUUUUUGGUAAUGUUGUUGCCGACCAAGGUGUUGAAGUUGAUCCUAAGAAGGUUGAGGCAGUGAAGAACUGGUCGAGACCCCUUACUCCUAUAGAUAUUCGGAGUUUUCUUGGCUUAGCCAAUUAUUAUCGCAGGUUUAUGGAAGGCUUUUCCACUAUAGCGGCUCCACCGACAGCCUUGACAAAGAAAAAGGUAAAGUUUGAGUGGUCUGAGAAAUGUGAUAAGAGCUUCCAAGAGCUCAAAGACCGACUCACUUCUGCCCCAGUUCUCACGUUGCCAAGGAGUGGUGCAGGAUAUGUGGUGUACUGUGAUGCUUCCCGAAUAGUUUUGAGAUGUGUUCUUAUGCAGGAUGGCAAGGUGAUGGCAUAUGCAUCGAGACAGUUGAAGAUCCACAAGAAGAACUAUCCUACUCAUGAUCUUGACAUGUCUCAUAUUGAUGAAGAGAAGAAGGAGUUGGUUGAAGAGGUUCACCAAUUGGCUAGAUUGAGUGUACGGCCGGCAGACGCACCAAGUGGGGGUGUUUCGGUUCACUCAAGUUCUGAAUCCUCAUUCGUGGUAGAUGUUAAAGCCAAUCACCAUCUCGACCCAGUACUCAUGGAGUUGAAGAACUAA